Owenia fusiformis is the source of this 1148-nucleotide messenger RNA. The record is from the annotation of a GenBank genome assembly. NCBI's taxonomy places the organism in Eukaryota, Metazoa, Annelida, Polychaeta, Sabellida, Oweniidae.
GAGUCGUGACCUACAUCUUGAGCUGACACGACAACCAUCAACUGAUCAACAUGGUGCAAAUCGACUUAGCAAUUUUUACAUUUAUUUCACUCAUAAUCUUCCAGUUAACAUCAGCCAAUGAUCUUGCAAGGGGUUGGGGAGAUGGUAUAGCAUGGAUGUCUUUUAAAGAUGGUUUAGAAGCUUCAAAAGAAAGUGGGAAACCACUGAUGCUAAUCAUACACAAGACCUGGUGCGGUGCUUGUAAAUCAUUAAAGCCCAAGUUUGGUGCACACAAGGGUAUAGAAGAGCUUAGUGAAAACUUCAUCAUGGUCAAUACAGAAGAUGAUGAGGAACCUGAAGGAGAAACUUACAAACCCGAUGGUGGUUACAUUCCUAGAAUUCUAUUUUUAAAUUCUGCUGGUGAGGUGCAGACAGAUAUCAUCAAUGAAGGUGGCAAUCCUAGUUAUAAAUAUUACUACCCAGAUCCUGCUAAUAUUCAUAAGACCAUGAGUAAAGCUAAAGAUUCAAUAAAAGCUGUAGCUGCUGACAGUGAAACUGUUAAGGAAGAAGAACCUAUAGCAAGUGAUGGUGGUAGAGAUCCUGAGGGUGAACUUUAGAAAAUUAUAUCAUCAAAAUAUGCUCAGUAAAACCUGUCCAUGUUAACACCUCUCAGUGUUAAUUUCAAUAGAAUCUGAUUCAAGAUUGAAUGUACAGUGUAAUAUACUCCUGCUUGCCAAGCAUAAGAGGAAUAUCAUUGUUUUUUGUCUCCUUUACUGACAAACAUACCUUUUCUGUGAUAUGACGAUGUGCAUUAUGAGUGUUAACAUAGAUAUGUUUUACUGUGGCCUCAUCUCCAUCUAAACAUUUGUGUUGUUAUGACAACUCCCACAUUAAUCACCCAUACUUUACCAGGACACAAAUAGUACUUACCUCUGUCUUAAAGAACAAAUGAUAUUUGGAAUAUUUGAAUAAUUAAUAUUAAUAUUUGGGGUAUUUGAACAAUUAAUAUGUUGUCAGUUUGUCAAUUUUAUUUAACAUGUGGACACCUGUGGAUUACCAUUUGCAUUCAUUUGACUUAGCUUCUUAAAAGAAAGUUUUGUCUGCCUUAGUUAAAGAACUAGACUCUUUGCUCAGGGUAUCUUUGGUUGGUUUUUAGGCUAACUAGAUUU